Molecule: messenger RNA, 1404 nt
Organism: Triticum dicoccoides
Lineage: Eukaryota; Viridiplantae; Streptophyta; Magnoliopsida; Poales; Poaceae
Product: BTB/POZ domain-containing protein At1g55760-like
Exons: 4
Coding region: 57-1103 (348 amino acids)
Molecular function (GO): protein binding
Source: RefSeq, a predicted model, not a curated record
UUUGGCAUUUCCAGUUCUAGGGUUACCGGCCUUCUCUCAACAGCACGCCGCCUUUUAUGAACAAGAAAAAAUCCAUCCGAGAGAUGUCAAGAUCGACCCCGGGGAACGACGUGGAAGUUGAAGGAAGAUUUGUGCUGCUGGAGCUAGGACCCGAUGAGCAAACCAAGAGAUCCAAGGAAGACUUCUAUGUUGGGAGCUGGAGAUGGCAACUAUCCGCAGUCCGAGCGAAUGGGCAUACUUCAGUGACGCUUUCGACAUCUUCACGAUCUUUUGACAAAUAUGCUGCCGUUGUUUCCCUGAAACUUAUAUAUUUUCCUGAAAAUCGACCGGGCGUAGUUCAAAAUCUUGAAGUGGUUAGCGUGCCUCUCAACUGUCCUUGUACAUGGACAGUGACCGAUGAAUGUAAAUCAAGAAGAUGCUUGAUUGACAUCGAGUUUAUCAAAAUGACUAGGCAUGGCAAACCAGAGUCUGUUUUGCGUUCUAGAGAAACGAGGACGUCAGUGGAGCAAGCACAGUCUGGUUUUGCGCGCAUGCUGCGAGAAGGCAUCCUCACCGACAUCACCAUCAACGCCAUUGGUGGCAGCAUCAAGGCCCACCGCGCCGUUCUGGCCGCACGGUCAUCAGUGUUCUUGAGGAUGUUCUCGCACAACCUCAGGGAGAAGAAGCUCUCCACGGUUGACAUCUCCGACAUGUCGAUCGACGCAUGUCAAACCUUCGUCGGCUACCUCUACGGUGUCAUCGCGUCGGAGGACGAGCUGCUCACGCACCGGAGCGAGCUCCUCGCGGCCGGUGACAAGUACGGCAUCGCGGACCUCAAGAAGGCGUGCGAGGAGAGCCUUAGGAGGGACGUGAGCACGGAGAACGUGCUGGAGAGGCUGCAGACGGCACACACCUACGGACUGCCGGCGCUCAGGAGGACCUGCGUGAGGCUGCUCGUGGACUUCGGGAAGAUGUACGAGAUUCCCGAGGAUUUUGCAGAGUUCAUGGAUACCACGGACCAGGAUCUCAUAGACGAAAUCCGUUCGACUGCAACUCUCAGUGGGAGAAAACUUGCGGCCAGAAAGAAGACUGCAGCUAAAAUUACUAGGCGCCGUAGCUUCUAAGAAGGCUUCGGGCCGCAUUCCGGCUCAGUGCAGCAAUAUCUGGACGUCCAUGUCUAAAGCUGGAUGCGUGCAACACUGCAGCAGGUAAACAGGGUCGCCAAACAUGUCUGCAUCUUGCCAGGAUUCUGACUGCGGUCCGGAUAAACGGCCUCGGUAGCCCAAUGUCCGGCUAGCUGGCAGUGAGUGGGCUAAGUGAAUUGUGCCCGCUUAAUUUGUCAGUUAGUUCCCCUGUUUGGAAAUAACUGACGCGAGGAGCCAAAAUUUUGAACUGAAAGUAUUUACUCCCUCCGUUCGAAAAUAC